Molecule: messenger RNA, 1222 nt
Organism: Daldinia loculata
Lineage: Eukaryota; Fungi; Ascomycota; Sordariomycetes; Xylariales; Hypoxylaceae
Exons: 1
Coding region: 185-727 (180 amino acids)
Source: RefSeq, a predicted model, not a curated record
GUUCCACAUCCACACCGAAACAGCUUUAACAGCUUAAGGUAGCUAUUGAAACUUACCUAAACUUAGGUACCUAACCUAAUAAGAAUCCAACUUAGGUUGUCCCCAAAAUAGCCAGCUUCCUCUUUAUCCUCAGCUCCGUCUUCUCUUUUUAAUACAUAGCGCUUAGAGGUCCCAUCUUAUCAAAAUGCCCGGAGACGAAAUCAAGCAUCCAACCCCAGCCGAAGCCUUCAAGCUUGCCGCUGACCAUGCCGCUCUGCUGCGGGGUCUGUUUCUCGAUCCUCGGUACAAGUACCUUCAAGACCCCACGCCAACUUUCAUAAAACCCAACCUCGACGAGACCCCCGCCGGUCUUUACUUCGUUUCCGACUUCGUUCAGAGGACUUAUGUCGAAUACGUCGUCCCCUUCCUACCAGCCGGCGCUACUCGAAAGUGCAAGGCCAUCGCUAACCCAUGGGCGUGGAAUGACCCCACCUAUCCAUGGGAGUGGGAGUGGGACGAGCAGACGUCGACGCUAAAGGAUAAAGAUGGCAACGUUAUCGAUUUCCCCAAGUUGCCGGAAGCUGAAGCUGUUAAUAAGAUGGGCGACGUGUUAGGUAGAGGGUUCAUGGCUCGGAAGAUAAUCCUCGAGAAUCGCACCGACAUCAAGGCUCGACUAAUGGUUGGAGGUCAACCCUUUGACUUUGGUAAAGAGGUGGAAGAUAUCGUGAAGGAGACGUAUCCUUUUUGAUAAGGAAGUCAUAAUAGACAGUAUGUUGACAAUGUUGGAUGUAUUAGACUAUGUCUACUAGGAUUGGGGAUCGAUUUGUCCGUGCUAUAGUCCAGAUAUGCGACGGAGGGUUUGAUGGGCCAUGUCCUGUCAUUAUGAAGUCCGGAAUAUUAUGGUCUCGAUUAGCAUAAAUUCUAGGAUUGAGACACUUUGUUUUAUCGGAUUUAGCUAGAAGAGAAUGCUCUCGCAAAUUCAAUAGGAUAAAAAGGAUAGCAAGGCUUCGUGCCUAAAAGAUUAUUACACAACAGUGAAACACGCUGACCGCAGAACCAAGCACUUCUCAACUAUAGUCGGCGAUCAGAUUAGCAGACAUUCUCUAACAGCCCCUACCUCUACCUCAAAGUUCAAUAGUUCUAGGUUGCUCAAAUAUAGUUUAAUAGGUGUCGAGGCUGGUACGGGUAGGUACUCAGUAGCAGCACACCUAAUACAAGCGGUCUGGGAUCUCUACCAAGGAGG